GACUUCCUGUUUCUGUAAACUGUGUGGUUCAGCAGAAGACGACAAGACAACUGGGUGAAUCCAUCUGUUUAAAUUUGUCCAUUUUGUUGCUGUAUUUUAUAUACAGAGUUUGGAGCAGGAGCACAACUGGAUAGACAGUGAAAGGGUAUGAACCUUACGUCAGUGAUGGAAAACUUAACCCUGGCCACCAAUCAUUCAGACUGUUUCUCAGUUGACAGCGCAUCUAGGAGAAGGUCAUUUCUAUUCUUCUACCUGGCCAUCAUCAUCACUGCCAUCCCAUCCAACGCGUUCUCGCUCUACGUGUCAUGGCAGCACAUUAGACAGAAGAACGAGCUUGGGGUGUAUCUGUUCAACCUGGCCCUGAGCGACCUGACCUUCACUGUUGGUUUGUCUCUGUGGCUGGACUUCCUGUGGCGGGGAGUUUGGGCCCAUGGAGGUUACAUAUGCGUGCUCUCUGUCUAUUUUCUCUUCACAAACUUUUACACCAGUGAUGCCCUCCUCUGCUGCAUUGCUCUUGACCGCUACCUGGCAGUGGUUCACCCACUAAAGUACACGUCCUUGAGGAAAGUUGGCACUGCAGCAGCGGUGAGUGUUGCCAUCUGGGUGUUGGUGAUCUGCUUCAAUGCCAGCACCAUCACGUGGGAGGACUCAUACCAGGAAAACAACAAGAUCCCUGUGUGCUUUGACACCUUCCUCCCGAUGUCAGAGAAUCUGGCUCGUGCUAACGUAGUGCGCUUCUUCCUGGGGUUUAUAGUUCCCAUUCUCCUUGUGGUGUUUUCCACCUGGGGGAUCUGUGUGGCGGUGAAAUCUAACCAGGCCACAGAGGAACAGGAACGUAAACGGAUUUUGAGGCUGCUGACGGUAGUCCUGCUCUGCGUUUUGUUCUGCUUUGGGCCCAUCCACAUCAUGAUGCUUCUCCGCACGCUGGUGCACUGUACUGAUGUUGUAUGGUUCCUCUAUGCCUACAAAUUCAGCAUCGCCAUCUCGAGCCUAAACUGCCUUGCAGACCCAUUCCUUUACUGCUUCAUCACUAGAGCGGGACAGGCAAAUGUUAAUCAGCUCAUUCUCUUCUUUCAGGGAAAGCAGAGAAGCAAAAAUAAAGGUGUGGUGUAGAUUUGAAGUAUCAAAUUGUAAAAGUUUAGAGGUUCCUCUCCAGCCUAGAAAAAUACGGUGUCUUCACAUUCAGAAAAAAAUUACACCCCCUUCUUCUCCAUCAUCAUUUUGAAAAAUAUUUUCCACAUCACAUCACAUCACACAUCUGUAAGUUGUUAGACUGUAACAGGCUUCCAAAUUACUUGUAAUAAAAAAAAAUGUAUUCAUUGAAUAUAUAUGUCUUGCAUGCAAAAAUCAAUUACCUGCUGAUGAGCAAUGCAAUCUUCAACAACCAUACCUCAAACAAGUGUAGAUAGUGUAUUUCAUGGCAACUAUUUUUAGCUUCGAAUUAACAAACAUUUUGUGCAGCAUGAAGACAGUAUAUGCAUAACUGACUCAAAAUAAACAACAGUGCCCGUCUUCAUUGUAACAUCCAGUGCAAUUGUAUGGUUUAUUGAUGUUUUUUUUUUUUAUCGUUUUUGGACAACAGUAUGGCACAGAGGAGCAACAUGCUGUAUCUGGCUUUGGCUACAAUCGCAGUGCUUGUUGGUAAAAUCAAUUCAUUGUUUUUGGUCUUGAUAUUAGGUUAAUUUGAUUUAUUGCCAGCCUUAUCUUUUAUGGAGCAUUAGCGGUCAACAUAUUAAUAUUUAGUUCCAUAGCAACUUGAGAUAAAAAUAACUAAGACAAGGUAAAAUUAUCUGAAUAAACAGACCAGUAGAGACGUGGCAGACGUACAGUAUAUAUAUAUAUAUAUAUAUAUAUAUAUAUAUAUAUAUAUAUAUAGGAAGGGGCUGACAGAAGCUUCAUGCAGCCCCACAGGAGCUUCCUUAAUUGCUGUGUUUGCAUUUGGGAUUUACUGCACUAACCACAAAGAUAACAAUAAUCAAAUGCGGUUCAGUGCAAGUGCAAGUGUUUACAUUAAUUUGUCUACCCCCUGCAUGUUUAAAAUGGCAGUUUACUUUGUACAUCUCUAUCAAGGUGCUUUAUUAACGUUAGUCCCUUUAUCACCAUUUUAUCAAACACUGAGCCAGGGUGGAGUGUGGACUAUGUACAUAUCACACUUAUCGUGUGAAACAUUCCCCAAACGGGUUCAAGGAAAAAAAAAAUGUUAGCAGAUUUAAUAAUUUGAAUGAAGGAAGUCAAUGAAUGUUUAAUCAUAGGACCAUAUGAUGACACAUUCUACUGCAGUUUCACUUCAAUGCACUAUUUGUAUUUUUGAUCAGAUAAGUGUGCAUCUAAUCGAGUCAGUGUAUGUGCAUUAAAAAGACAAAAGUGUUGUUUUGUUGUUUCCUGCAAGUAAAAGUACCAUCAUUCUAUUACAGACAUUGAAAGACUACGAGAAAAGUUCAAUGCGAAAUGCCAGAAAUCAUUUCAGGGAUAUAGUUUUCCAUUCAAGCCGUUUAAAUUGCUGUCAGCAAUUGCUCGUGUCCUGUAUGUGGAUGUCCCAGAUUAAAAUCAAUGUUUUCUCUA
Scophthalmus maximus (turbot) is the source of this 2562-nucleotide messenger RNA. Its product is annotated as psychosine receptor-like. Lineage: Eukaryota; Metazoa; Chordata; Actinopteri; Pleuronectiformes; Scophthalmidae. The coding region runs from base 148 to 1113 and encodes 321 amino acids. Gene Ontology annotation, biological process: G protein-coupled receptor signaling pathway. The transcript has 2 exons. The record is from RefSeq and is a predicted model, not a curated record. Gene Ontology annotation, molecular function: G protein-coupled receptor activity. Gene Ontology annotation, cellular component: membrane.